GUUGGAAACUCGAAAGGGGCGCCACCAUGGGAGCAUUGGAGCAACUGAUGGGUAGCCGGACCGUCGGCGGCACGCUUUUGGUUCACAUUCAGCUUCGGGCCCUCAACCUCUUGACACUAUCACUCGUUCUGAUUUGGAUCUUCUCGCCUCUGGGCGGCCAAUCCGUCUUGCGUAUGCUCGAAACUCGGCUUCGAAAUGUGGUUGCACCUUCAAGUGUCGUCUACUUCGACACUGAUGCCCGGUCCCAGUUCGCAUCCUGGUCAGAGGCCUCGCCAACGAGCUACGCGUAUAACAUCAACCGGCUAUCCAUCGUCAAUGCCAUGUAUAAUGCUCUGAUUCUGAGUCCUGACGCUGUAAAGAGCGAUUCGAUGGAUGUCUGGGGAAACGUCAGGAUCCCAGCGCUAUCGUCGUAUGGGACUUUUGAGACGGCAGAGUGGCAAGACGUUCCAACAAACGACGAGGAGAUGAAGUUCUCAUCUCUCGUCGGCGUUCCUGUUACGCACAUCACCGAGGGAAAUACAACUCUUUCUGUCGAGUCGAGCUAUAUGCAUUUCGCAUGCGAUAACAUCAGCGUUUCAGCCUUUUCAUACAACACCCAAUCCGGUGCUUCGUUCGCCACGGCAGUCAUAUUCAACGAAACUUCGCUCUGCAUGUCCGACCGCUGCAGGACCGUCGCGAACGGCACAUGGCAAGGCUGGAAUCUCAACCAGACAACGUCAUCAGACGGGGUAUCAGGAUGGAACCUCGCCCUCGACAACUUUGUCGACGCGCAGUGGAAUGAUCACGACUGGUACACGAAGCGCGGGCUCAAGUUGGAGGACUCCAACCGUCCCGACGUGUUUGCGAAUGAGAAGGGAGUGGUGGCAAACCGGACGACGUUGCUCUUCCAAGCGAGAGAGCAGACCGACUCCCACGGGCCGCCCGAUUACACGACAUCUCGCUGCGGCGUCACACAGAAGUAUGUGGAGUCGAGGGUUCAUUGCUCGCGAGACUCUUCUACGUCCACCGCUCGACAGAAUUGCAGUGUCGUUGCUCAGCGUCCUUCUCAAAAGACCCACGCCGAUGAGAAUAUCUCCCAGCUGUCCUUUACGCGUGUAUUCCGCUACGUCUCGCGGAAGCUGCCUCAAGCAACAAACCACUUUGGCUCAAGCUACACGUCGGAUAUUUCCUUAAACUAUCUCGAGAACCCAUCCUCGAUCACCAUGACUGGUGCAAAUGCACCCCCGGAGCUGGCUACCAUCGAUCCAAAGGACUUUGGGUACCGGCUUGCGCAGCUGGUCAACUCUUACGUUUUCCUCAGCCAAGCUUUCUCGAAUGCCCCCAGUGGAAGCGUAGACGCCAAUGCCGCCUUUGAGCCGAAUGUCACUGUUGGUGUCGACGUCGAGACCUUGGUGGAAGUCUUCCACGUCCCUGGUCUGUGGAUGGGCCUGUACAUUUUGUCUUGUAUUGUACUUCUUCUGGGAGGUUUGGCGAGUGCUAUCGUCACGCACUUUGUUCACGGACCGGAGAUUUUGGGAUACGCAUCGACUGUCGUGCGGGAUUCCAAGUACAUGGAUAUUGCCCCUACCGCUGGAAGAAUGGACGGCAUUGACCUUGCGAGAAUGCUGAAGAAUCGGAGGCUGAGAUACGGGUAUACUCAGAUGGCGCUUGAGGGUACGGCGCUUGUGGGUGUUGGGUCACAAGAGGAAGUGGAAAGAAUCAAGCAGAAACACUGAGAGAUCGCGAUGGGUCGUGGGAGCAAAAUUUACUGAUUUCUAGAAAUAUUUCAGAGUCUGUGAUUGUUUAUCUGCAAAAGUUUCUGCUCCUGAUCAUUGGUGGAAUUUAGUGAAGUGACUCGAAAGCGGUGGUCCAGUUGUGAGGUGUCUAGAGCAUGCAAGGGUCGAAUACAAAGAGAAGGUAAAGAGACACCAAACCCUCAAAUCUAUGAGAUCAAGUAGACGACUGAG
This is a messenger RNA of Colletotrichum phormii, 1946 nucleotides long. RefSeq lists its product as uncharacterized. The record is from RefSeq and is a predicted model, not a curated record. NCBI's taxonomy places the organism in Eukaryota, Fungi, Ascomycota, Sordariomycetes, Glomerellales, Glomerellaceae. The coding region runs from base 27 to 1715 and encodes 562 amino acids. The transcript has a single exon.